Messenger RNA from Cyclocybe aegerita, 933 nucleotides. The record is from the annotation of a GenBank genome assembly. Lineage: Eukaryota; Fungi; Basidiomycota; Agaricomycetes; Agaricales; Hemipholiotaceae.
AUGGUAGCCUUUGGCGACUUUCAGCCGUUGUGCACAGACACGCCGAGUUAUCCCUGGUGCAAUCUCUUCUACCGCCAGCUCCAACGCGACUCACCCUCAACAUUGGGCGACCGCUCGACACCCGCGUCCUCAGCACCAGUGGGCAUCAACCCCGAAUGCGGUAUUCCCAGAAUCAACCACGACGGCUCGAUAGGCAACGUCGCCAACAUCGCCGUGUGCGGUGCCAGCGUGCUCUUCGUUGCGGCGUUGAUUUGGUUGUGUAAUCGACGGAAGGCGGCUGUUGGCCGCAUCGAGCUGCGCACCUUCCUCACGCUCUACCUCCUCACCCUGCCCCUGCAGCUCCUGACGACGGGCGCGGUCCUCGAACAGGGCUCAACGGCGCUCGUCGUUCUCACCGGGAUCCAUGCGGGCGCAGUCGUUGCGCUCUUCUGGGCGUUGCUGGCCAACGCGAUCGUCGCGACCCAGGUGGUGGAGGAUGGGACACUCGCUAGCUUGGUGCCAUUCUACAUCUUCACACUCAUCACAUUCGCCAUUGGACUUUACAUCUCGCUCGACAUCGGGCUGGGGAUCACGGAGACGAUCGGCGGCGCGUCGAACCCGCCCGAGGCGCUGCGCAGUAUCGCGCUGUUCAUCCUGACGAGUAUCUGGCCUGGGAUCUGCGCCCUCGCCUACCUCGGCCUAAUGUCCUACAUCGUCCUACGCGUGCUCAACGAGACGCGCCCGAUGUGGUACUACAUCCUCGCCGCGGGCCUCUUCGUGCUCUCCCAGCUCGCGUGGUUCUUGCUGAGUAGAGUGAUAUGCAGGGGCUCGAACGCGAAAGUGGAUGGCAGCUUUUUGGCGACGCUCCUGGAGACGGCGGCGGUGGGUGUGUUGUAUUUGGCGUGGAAGAGUAUUACGGAAGAAUCAUGGGACGACGACUACUACCCGUCAUGA